Molecule: messenger RNA, 1020 nt
Organism: Verticillium dahliae VdLs.17
Lineage: Eukaryota; Fungi; Ascomycota; Sordariomycetes; Glomerellales; Plectosphaerellaceae
Product: voltage-gated potassium channel subunit beta-3
Exons: 3
Coding region: 1-1020 (339 amino acids)
Source: RefSeq, a predicted model, not a curated record
AUGCAGUACACCAGACUCGGCGAGUCCGGCCUCAAGACAUCCCGCAUUGUCUUCGGUGGCAUGAGCUUUGGCGACAAGAACUGGCAGCAAUGGAUUCGGCCCGAAGAGGAGGGUCUGCCCGUUCUCAAAUACGCCUUCGACCGCGGCAUCAACACGUGGGACGUUGCUGACACGUACUCCAACGGCGAGUCGGAGAGGAUCAUCGGAAAGGCCAUCAAGAAGUACGAAAUCCCCCGAUCAAAGCUUGUCAUCAUGACCAAGUGCUACAUGUAUGUCGACGAGGCUGGUGGCGCGGUCAACCCCGCUCGCUCCAUCACCAACGACGGCGACAUUGUCAACCUUGUCGGACUCUCAAGGAAGCACAUCUUCGAUGCCGUCGACAAGAGCAUUGAGAGGCUCGGGACCUACAUCGAUGUUCUCCAAAUUCACCGCCUCGAUCGCGACGUCGAGCCGGAAGAGAUCAUGAAGGCGUUGAAUGACGUGGUUGAGAGUGGAAAGGUUAGGUACAUUGGUGCCAGUACCAUGGCCACCUGGGAGUUCCAAAGACUUCAGAAUGUUGCCGAAAAGCACGGAUGGCACAAGUUCAUCUCCAUGCAGGGCUUGUACAACCUCCUCACCCGCGAGGAUGAGCGCGAAAUGAUUCGCUUCUGCAAGGCAACCGGCGUUGGCCUCAUGCCGUGGUCGCCUCUGAGCGCGGGUAUGCUCACUCACGCGUGGACAGACCGAUCUGACUCUCGUGAGAAGUCAGACGUCUUCCUCAAGGCACUGUUCCGCGGUCGCGAGGAGGCGGCCGAUGAGGCCAUUGUUGGACGUGUGGAAGAGCUUUCUAAGAAGAAAGGCAUCAGCAUGGCACAGAUUGCGAUUGCAUGGGUUCUGAGUAAGGGAACAUCUCCCAUCUGUGGUCUGGAAAGCAAGGAGCGGAUUGACCAGGCCAAUGAGGCACUGACGGUUGAAUUGAGCGAGGAUGAGAUCAAGUUUUUGGAAGAACCCUAUUUGCCGAAGCCUGCCUUCUUUGCGUAA